UACAAAACGUUAUUAUUUAUAAUUGAAAUAAAACAUAUAAAAUUCGCGCCGUGAUAAAAUGGAGAACAGAACACUGUUCAUAUUUCUCAUGGUAUUAUUUUCUUUUAUAACCCCAUGUUUUAUGUCCAAUGGACGCAAGUAUGACGUGGAAACUGAAGCCUUCAAGCUGUACGGUGAAGAUUUUCGUACUGUCCUGCGGCGGUUUAGGAAGACUCCUGAUUAUCUGAAGAUAUUGACUGAUAAGUUGCAUGACCUGGAGACAUACCUAGCGGAGAUGAGCCUCCAAGUGCUUCAUUAUUACCACGGCAAAAUGGCGCAGAGGGUCAAUGACAUCAUCGGCGUCUCCCGCUUCGAGGAUGGGGGCACAUCCCCCACUCCUAUGCUCUACUACCACGCUUAUGGCAGCAGGAGACAGCAGGAUGAUCCGAAUCAAGAGGAGUACAGCAGGGUAGGAAUCAAAGUGCUGGAUGGCUAUCGCAUGUUCUCCCAUCCUCUAUCGGUCCAAGAGAGGAACAGCUUCAAAGACCUUGGCUUCGAGUUUGCUGGAAAUAUAAUACAUGCCAUUAUUUCUAACAUGGGACCGGUGGACUCCCCUCCAAGAUCUACACGACAGCCGUUUGGUGGGGACUUGGAUAAGGCUGUUCCAACCAUAGCUGAUCAGCCCCACACACACGAGGUGACCACUGACGGUUCGUCUAACAUCGCAAGAGGCUUCGUUGACGAGACCACCACUGAAUCUUUCAGAUUCAGGGUUAAGGAAACAACAGUAAAAGCACCAGCAGCAAACGUAACUACGAAAGCUAAUAGCAAAAGCAGCUCUUAAUAUAUAAAAAAAUAAUAAGCAAUAAAAAUAGAUCAGCAGAGCUGUUUAAAUUCUUCAAACGUUUGUCGUAUUUAUAGAAUGUUAGGUAAAACGAGAGAUGUAAUUAAUAUAAUCUAAUUGUGGAACCUAAGUGUGGGAAAGCCAUGCUUCACGAAUGGGCCGACUCAGCCGGUGUGAUGCCACGGCACGGGAAGGAAAUGCCGGCCUCAUCUAGUUAUUUAAGAGAUUGAUGUGUAAAAGAGUUACAUUGUAACCUAUUUGCAAAAUAAAUAUCAUGUAUCAUUUCCUUUGAUGAAGAAUUUUCUCGUUUAAC
Molecule: messenger RNA, 1136 nt
Organism: Spodoptera frugiperda (fall armyworm)
Lineage: Eukaryota; Metazoa; Arthropoda; Insecta; Lepidoptera; Noctuidae
Exons: 9
Coding region: 59-823 (254 amino acids)
Source: RefSeq, a predicted model, not a curated record